CAACGACUGUGCCGCGACCAUCGAUGGAAGUGAGGUGUCUGUGUGGGGCCUCCCUCACAGAGCGCGAUGCAGCCUUUGCCGUAAGCAGUGACAGCCGCGUGCGCGUGUACACGUCCAAUGGACUAGUUCUCUUGCACGAGUUCUCGUCGAUCCACGAGCGAGUACUCCAGAUGCAUCACACGACUUUCUGCGACGCAAUAGUGACACUCGAGACCAAGGUCGGCGACGAUGACAUGGGGGAUUGCUACUUGUGUGUGUACCACGAUUGGCGGGAUACGUCGUCGCGGACCCCUUAUGGUGCUUCAUCACCGCCACUUGCGACAGCGCAAACGCGAUCGAGCUUUGUCCGUGCAUAUACCUUGCCGUUGGCCAUAUCCGAUCCGGACGCGAUAUGCAUGUCCGUAUGCAGCUACUCCGGUCGCGUUGCGGUGGGUACGCCGGAUGGAUUUGGCGUUAACAUUUGGCAGACCAGCGAUGGCUUCUUCGAGCACGUGAUGGAGGUCAAAGUGAACGACCCUGGUCUCGCCUUUGUCGCCGUGCAUGGCGCCCAUCUGGCCGUCGCGACCGCGACAGAAGUUCGCGUCAUGGAGAUCCAGGUCAUCACGGACGACACUUUGCCAUCGUCGACUUUAUCUUCCUCGUCGAAGUGCGUGCAGUCGUCAGAAGGAUUGCCCAAGCUCUCGACGUCGUUGCCGCACGAACGGAAGAAGGAGCUCAUCUACAACACAUUGGAAAAAGACCGCAUUCCGCUGAUCCAAAUCCCUGGGCUCAGCGGUGGCUCUUUGAAUGCUGCGUCCAACCAAGGCAUGUGCGGCAGCCACAUCCGCAUCGUAGGCAAGGACGACGCCCAACUUGAAGCGUUCAAUUUGGCGGGUCUCGUCCAAGCGACGGACGUUCGCGUGAAUGCCGCUUUGGCGUACCUGCGCUGCCAUGUCCACGUCCUCCUUCAGCGCUUCGUGCCGCCCAACCAUUCGAUUUCAGGGCUGCACUUCGUCCCUGAAACAAUAGACCACCGUGCGCAGUCCCGCAGCUACACUCGUCUGCUCGUCACGACCCACGCGUCGGACGCGAUUCUGUAUUACUUUCUCGCGGACCACAUUGACUCGACUCGCGACGCGAUGACGAGAAAGAUUCUGCAGCGGGACGCCAACCCGGUGCGCGGUGUCGUCGAGCCGAUCGAAAUCACGGAUCGCCCGGCGGCAUUUGCGUCGACGCGAUCCGAUUCCAGACGCAACAGUGUCGUGGAAUCGAAGCGAGUGGUCAUGUACUACAAGCUCCACGCGCCGGCGACGUCGGUCACUGCCAACAGUUCGUUCCUGUUUGCUGCGACUGCGGCUGGCGUUGAAGUCUGGUCGCUGUGGAGUCCUUGCCAUCACGUUGCUGCCAAGAAAGCGCUCGACGCAACAUUCGUUCCCGAGCCCACGCAGCCCCAAUUCUUGGGGGUGCACCCGCUGUCCGCGCCAGCGGCAAACAUCGUGGCAUUGGACGGCUAUGUCGUCGUCCUGACUCGCGACGCAGCGAGCCGUCAAUUGAUGCACAGUGCGUGUGUUGCCCAGUCCAAGUCUCACGAGGAACCGUUCGAGUUGAGGGAGGUGUCACGGCCACCAACGACUCCGUCAGGGGGCACCGUGCUAGUGUAUCGUCAGAGUCCACCGUCCCGGAUGUUUCAGCAGCUCAAAGCCAACACAAGUGGCGACAAGGUUGCCACGUCCGCGCAACUGGACCUCCUCUUGAGUUUGUUUUCGCUGUAUCGAUUCCGAGCAGACGUGGGGCUGGAUGCCCUUCAAAGCGCGACGCUGGCAUCCCCGAUGCGCCAUCUUUCCCCCAAAGACAACGUGGCGAUUCAACUCGAAGUCAAGCUGUACGACUCGCUCGCGCGGAAUUGUGCGGCCCACAUCGCCCAUUUGUACACAACCCCUGCAUUCCGUGACUUGAAUCGCGCCGCGUUGUUGUAUGUCGCGUCCAAUAUUAGCGCGCGGGAUGUGCUGUUGCGGUUUCGGUCGCUAGACGAUCCAAAACAUGGGAUCCAGCCCGACGUGAUCGAUGCCACGGCCGUAUACUUGGAAGGUUUUUUGUUUCCAACCAAAGACCCUGCCAUGUACCUGUCGCCCCCCGUCGCCGCGUCCAUCGGGUCCGCCCAAGGAAACAUCGACUACGAAUUCACGGGGGUGGUGCUCCGCCACUAUGGGGACCACGCGCCCGAGCAGCUCUCUCGUCUCGCCAUCGAUUCGUCCCUUCCAUGGACGCUGCUCGACAUCGAUUAUUGUUUAGCCAAGCUCCAGUUUGCGGCGAGCGUGCUAAUCCGAACGGGCGUGCUGGUAUUGCUCGUGCGGGCCCACAACAUGCCAGACCAAUUGUCAACGUUCUUGACCGCCAAGGAAGCAGUCGCGGCAACGUCGCCGACGGCCACGAGCGCCCAAGAUUAUAGCUUUGCUUCCAUCGCAACAAGGAUUGAAUGGCUUGCAGAAAACUACCCCGAUCCACUUAUUCAUUUGUGUGUCACUCACCCGGAGUUUCUCGUCGUCCAACAAGCCGACAACAGCACCGACAAGACGCCGUCGAGCUCGGUGAGCCAUGCCCCCCGGUUGCAGCGAUCGGUGCUUGCCACGGGACUCCUGGAAAAAGCACCCGUCAAGUGCUUGAACGCUCUUGAACUCAUCUUUCACAGUGCCCUUGGCCAUCAAAAUAGCGUUGGUGCCACCGUUGCGUUUUGUUUGGGCGUCCUGGGCGACUACGGCGCCGCGGUCGGACAACGCGUGCAAGCUCAGCGUUUCCUUGACACGAACGACGUGGUGUCCAGUGGGUUGUUUGACACAACGGAAGUGUACGUGCUUUGCGCCGUGCACUUUAUCGUGCUGCACUUGCUGAAACAUGCCACUCCCGACGGCACAACGCUACUGCCGUAUUUGAGCCUCGAGUUUGUCCACUUGUGUGUCCGAUUGAGCUUGUCGCCGUCCAUAAACUGCAAAGCAAUGCUGUCCCAUGCCCUCGCGUCCAAGUCGACGCUUGUACCCAAGAAGCUCACGUCGUUGCCGCCGUUCGUAGUACCGUUUUUGACCGCCAUGCUGGGCUCGCCCAAAGCCUCCCACGUCAACCAAACGCUCCAUCAGCUGUACUUGCUGGCGUCCCAUAUCGUAGCCACGUCGAGCAACGCGGAAGCGACCGUUGUUGCCAUCUCUUCCAACGGCGAUGCCGAGGAAAACCACACGCUGGGCACUCUCUUGAAGUUGUUAUUACUACCUCGUCGUGACAAAUUUCACGACGGCCUGAUCAUCUUGAAAGCGUCUCCAACGUAUCACGCGUACCUGCUGUCGUAUGCGAUCGCCAACAGCACGUCCCUCACCGACUGGAAAGCCUUUUUGAACGUUGUGCUUACCAUCCACACUGCAGAGCCAAAACGGAGCGACGUACGGCUCACUCGCCUUUCGAUUUCAUGCCAGUUUUGCUCACCCGUGUUGCUGCCAUGCGGUGUAGGGGGGCCAUUUGCAAGCGGCGCUGGAUCACAUGGCGGCAACGUUGUCGCCGCAGGACUUGCUCGCAAUUCUGCCCGACGACGCGGACGCGGGGCUCUUCCUCGACGCGCUGGCCCGCGCUGUGCGGCUGCACGACAGCGAUCCCAUCGCUGACUGAUCGACACAAAGACCUGUAUAAGUCCAUGCGGCCACAGGACGGACUGUGUGGAAGUUGCUUCACGACGGGUGCUUCGAUAGAUAGAGUGUAUGGAAUUACUUUACUUGGUCGACUCUUCCACCAAAGUCGCGACACAAAAGACCAUGUACAGGGCCAUGAGGAAGAGGCCGAACCACUUGGUGAGGUGCGCAGUAGGGACUUGCCACCCAACGGCGAGGAGGGACACCAGGCACACGACGAGGAUGCAGAACCCACUACGCAACGUGCUCUUCUCCGCGACGGACCACAGCGGCACCGUCGAUUCCUUCGAGUGGAAGCAACCGAGCAGCAAACUGAGUCCACCGCCGACGAGUGUGUUGAAUAUCGGACCCGCGAUGCACGCCGCGGUUGCCAUUUGGAAUUGACCUUGUCGCGCCAGCGUCGCGUUCCCGAUAAAAUCGCCCAUCGAAUUGCCCCAUGCCAGGACCAAAAUGCCGAGCGUGCCGCCCGAGAUACUCAAGGUCACACCCAAGACGUGCAGAAUUGCGACGAUCUCAUGGCCGACAAGGAAGAUCCACAUCGAUGAAGUCAUCAGGGCGACGGCGGACAGGGCGAAAUGUAUUCUGGACGACCUUCGUGUCUCGGCCGACAGAAAGAGCGCCGCCACUGCCACAACCAACCCCACGGUCGCUGCCACCACGACAAGUUCGUGGGAUAUCGGAAGGAUGCGUGAUGCCACGUACAUGACAAAGAGUGGAGUGCAAAACGACCAGCACAUCAAGUCCACUCGGCGAAGCGAUGUGGGGUGGCCAUCCGUCGUUGCCGGGUUCAACAUGGGCACCGUGACAUGGCGAACCCACGACACGGGCAACAGCACGACGGCCACGCACUUGCCCAUCAACGGCAUCGCAGACUCGCAGGCGUCAAUUCGUUGAAUGUGGAUGCAGCGUCGUCGCGGAGGAGCUUCGUUCGUCCCCUCGACGUCGCCUUGAGAUGCUGCUGAGAUGGCCAACGACGGCGCGGUUGACGUUGUGGAACAUGGUGAGUCGAGUGGUACUUCGACAUACGUCGGUGGACAUGGCUUGCCAUGGCCAGGUUGCGUCGAACUCACUGGCUCACCGUGCUCCAACAUAGCUGCCUCGUUGUCAGACGCUUGGAAAGAAGGCGUGCGUAGUUUGGCUUCACUGGUCGUCUUUUCAGGGGAACCCCCAUCGAUGGCAGUCCUUUCGAUAGCGUGCUCCAUGCGUACGACAGAAACAGAGUACAACACGUACAGCACCAAUGCCAUUAGAGACGCUUGGACCGUGGCGUAGCCGAUGCGGUACACGACCACAAGGCCCGCCAGCGCUGCCAGAUAAAACACGACGUCUCUCAUGAACGGUCGCUUGUUGAUGGGCACACCGUUGGAGAGGUAGACGAGGUACCCGAGGGUAAAGCACGAUACAACGAGACCGCUGCCGAGGAGCCCACCAACGCCAAAACCAGCGUGCUUACUACGUCCUGAAAACGACGCAAUGGCGGAAAUGAGGUCAGGCAUGCCGUUCGCAAACGCUAGCAACGUUGCGCCGGCGACGCUUGGGUCCAUCUUCGAGGCCGACGCAAUGUACGUGACGGCAGGAACAAGGAAUCGACUUGUCGUGUCUGCGGCGAUGUAGAACAAGAGGCAUAGCACGACGCACAGCAGUGACACAGACGCCUGUGGAUACGAUUCCAUGUUGCAAUAGUGGAAGGCCAGCGCGUCGAGAGUCGAGUCGCGAGUCGCAUUGGCGCACGCACAGCGGUGAUGGACCGGGACUUUGGCAAAUUGAGAUCUAGCACACCCGUCGGGAAAGUUGAAUGCAGCAUGAGCCAUGGUGACGGAGCCCACGACGGCGAGAACGACCAGCGUCCGCGGCUGUUGCAUUACGUUCGCGC
Aphanomyces invadans is the source of this 5523-nucleotide messenger RNA. RefSeq lists its product as hypothetical. The coding region runs from base 24 to 3626 and encodes 1200 amino acids. The transcript is spliced from 5 exons. NCBI's taxonomy places the organism in Eukaryota, Oomycota, Saprolegniomycetes, Saprolegniales, Verrucalvaceae. The record is from RefSeq and is a predicted model, not a curated record.